AUGUUAUUGUUGUACUAUGCUAAUGCGACGAGGAUCACAUUUAUGUGUCAAAAAGCAUGGGAUCCAGAGAAAACUCGAGUUACCAUUACAGCUGGUGAUUCUACAAUGUAAGUUGGCAUGGGCGGGCUUUGCAGGUUGCUGUAACCAGGGCCAGGCGGGAGCUUUUGGUCUGGGGGCGUGGGUCAAAAAACUUUUUUUCCAAAAGAUCCACGGGGAGACCAUGUUCAACUUUUUUUGAAAAUUUUUUUUGACGGUAAAUACUUUUUUACACUUUCUACCUUUCAUUUACUUACAUUAAAAUUACGUUGACGGUAGACUAGUAAAGGGACCGGAUCUUGAUUUAGGCCUGGGCCCUUUUGCUUAAGUGUUUCCUAGUCUGAUCCAACCUCGUGGGCCUUUUUCAGCUUUAGCUCACUAUAAUAAAAGGCAACACAUAAACAACUAUGGAUAAAAAAAUCAAAAAAUUUUAAUAUUGUACAUUUGUUUUCAAUACAUUUUAAAAUUCGUUACAGGACAAUGGGUCUAGAUCAUAAGAACGGAAUUCACUUUGCGAUUUCCGGUUCGGAACGGCCAAAAAUGGAGAUUAUUCACGAUUGCGGUGGAACAAAACGAAAAUCAACAGUUUUACUUAUCGGUCAGACAAACAUUGAUCUUACUUCUAUUUAA
This is a messenger RNA of Bursaphelenchus okinawaensis, 666 nucleotides long. The record is from the annotation of a GenBank genome assembly. Lineage: Eukaryota; Metazoa; Nematoda; Chromadorea; Rhabditida; Aphelenchoididae.